UCCAUCUCGUCAAGGUUUUAGUUUGAAUGUCAAUGUGAACCAACAAGGCAGGCUUUGCCGUGUUAUUUUUACUGGCUGAGUGGUAGCCUACCGAUGAAUAAAAUAAUCACAAUUUAGGCUAUUAUAUUAAUAUUUCUACAUGGCAUGUACCCUUCAACAAGCAGCGCCCCCCCUGAAUCCAGCGGUGCUGGCACUGGAUUGGCUCUUGGGCUCCUGGGAGUCGGACGAACCCGGGGAGGGUUCUUUUCCUACCAUUCCGCCUUUUCGCUACUCGGAGACAUUGCACUUCACCCACGUGGGCCAGCCCGUCAUCAACUUCAUGUUUAAUGCCUCCCAUGUGGAGAGUAAAAAACCUAUGCACAGAGAGUGUGGGUUUAUCAGGCUUCAGCCAGGUACAAACAGGGUGGCUUUCAUCAUUGCUCAGAAUUCAGGACUGGUGGAAAUUGAGGAGGGUGAGCUCACAGGUCAGCAGCUGAGCCUGAAGACCCAUGCACUGGCCAGAACCUCCUUCGCCAAGGAACCUCACGUCCAGCAGAUCUCCAGGGAGUUCCGACUGCGUGGGGACGGCAAACUUGAACAAACAGUCUCCAUGGCUACGAGCGACCAGCCGUUGAUGCAGCAUUUGCACAUCACAUACCGCAGGUCCUCCUGAUGAGGCGCGGGUCCGAUGAGCGGAGGAUCGUUCACAUGCCUGGCCCCCUGACUUAGAGUGACGCACAGUUAUAUAGCUCAGGAGACAGCAGUGGUGAGGUUACUAAGCAUUGGCAUUAAUUAUUUUAUGGACACAUCACUUACAUUCUGUUAGUUGCUCAUGUAUUGUACCACCCUCUAUUGGCAUUAUAUGCAGGAUUUUUACCUUGAAAAUAUAAAAUAACCAUGCUAAAGUAUAGUCAUGUUGCACUGGUAAUCCCUGUCUUUGUGCACCUUUGCCAAAAUCGAUUUCACUAAGACGGAGUCUAACUUUUGGACUAUAUUAAGUUGUUUAUUUCUAUCAUUUGAAUCCCAUUUGUGCUCAUUUUUACGUCACCGAAACUGCUUAAAUGUUUGCAAGGUAUGCUUUCUGUUUAAACCGUCCAAACUUGAUUUACACCCAUCCCCUUUAGCUCUAACCAAGGCUUGACGGUGUGGUUAUUUGCACUUUGAAAAUGUUCGCUCUUCAUUUCAAAUUAAACUUUCUAAUCACAGGGACUGUGGGUAGUUAAACGGGUUAUGUGGUAGACCGUAUCUAAGAAUAAAAGCAUGGCUGAUGA
This is a messenger RNA of Conger conger (European conger), 1250 nucleotides long. It is a transcript of the gene thap4, whose product is annotated as THAP domain containing 4. The transcript has 5 exons. Lineage: Eukaryota; Metazoa; Chordata; Actinopteri; Anguilliformes; Congridae. The coding region runs from base 140 to 652 and encodes 170 amino acids. The record is from RefSeq and is a predicted model, not a curated record.